Molecule: messenger RNA, 2242 nt
Organism: Asterias rubens (European starfish)
Lineage: Eukaryota; Metazoa; Echinodermata; Asteroidea; Forcipulatida; Asteriidae
Product: heat shock 70 kDa protein 14-like
Exons: 14
Coding region: 17-1624 (535 amino acids)
Biological process (GO): protein refolding; cellular response to unfolded protein
Cellular component (GO): cytoplasm; ribosome
Molecular function (GO): ATP binding; heat shock protein binding; ATP hydrolysis activity
Source: RefSeq, a predicted model, not a curated record
UUUAGGUCAUCGAUAGAUGGCGCUAUUCAUCAAGAUGGCGGCCUCCAUGGGAAUUUCUUUUGGCGGUUCUACCACGUGUUUGGCGAUAUUUAAGGAUGGAAAAACUGAAGUUAUUGCAAAUGAUGCAGGAGACAGAGUGACGCCAGCGAUCGUUGCCUACAAUGGAAAGGAUAAGGAUGUUGGCAUAGCUGCUAAGCAGGGUAGAAUACGCAAUUCUGUAAACACAAUCAGCGGUGUCAAACACGUAUUAGGAAGAAAAUUUGACGAUCCUGUUAUACAGCGUCAAAUUCAAGCCGGCCCUACUAAGAUUGUAGAUCAAGAUGGCUGUCCAGUCUAUGAAGUAGAAUUCAAAGAGAAAGCAACUCAAGUGAAACCAAAGGAAGUCGCUGCACUUAUCUUCAAGAAAAUCAAAGAUAUUGCAUCGAAUCAAGGUGGUAGUAGAGAUGAGAGAGAUGUGGUACUAACUGCACCCCUGGAUUACAGCGAGGCAUCAUGUAGUACACUAAGGCAAGUAGCUUGCGAUGCAGGUUUCAACGUACUCAGAGUAAUCAGUGAGCCAGCUGCAGCAGCGCUUGCCUACGGACUGUGUGAUGCAAAGUCGCUGGACAAAAGUCAUGUAUUGGUUUAUAGACUCGGCGGGACAAGCCUGAGUGUUUCCAUCCUUCAAGUGAGCAGUGGUAUGCUCAGGGUCAUCGCUUCUCAAACAGAUCGGACGCUUGGUGGAGACGAGUUCACCUUGCUACUCGCUAAGAGUUGCGCAGCUGAUUUUAACAGGACGCAGAAAUGUAAUAUAUUAAACAACGAUCGUGCUAUGAAGAAGCUCCUGAGUGCGUGUGAAAAUAGCAAACACAUUCUGUCAACGUUACCCACGGCAAAAUGCUCCAUAGAUUCCCUCUAUGAUGGGAUGGACUUCCACACAGGGACCUCAAGAGUCAAGUUUGAGUCACUAAUCAGUGGCAAUGCUCAGCAGAGUAUACAAGUCAUCAGACAACUACUGGCGUCAGUUGAUAUGACACCGGACCAAAUCCAAAAGGUGAUGUUUGUCGGUGGAUCCACACGGAUACCAAAGCUCCAACAGAUGAUCAAGGAUGCCAUCCCCAAGGCUGAAGUCCUAGACUCCAUCAGCCCAGAUGAAAUCAUGGCAAUAGGAGCGGCUAAGGAGGCGGCACUUUUGAGUAGUCGAGGAGAGAGUAUUGAGUUGACAGAGUUGGACAUUAAUGCAAGUUGCUGCCCAAAGGCCAUCGCUGUGAAGGUCUCAGAAUCAAGCGAAGAUGCCAGUCUCGAAAUUGUCGUUCCUCAGUUUUCCUUCUUGCCGAUACGCCGGCAACAUGAGUUUAAUGUCGGCAAGGACCAAACGUCAGUUUGCAUCCAGAUUUAUGGGACACAAGAGGGCGCCUCGGAUCAGGAAGCUUCCUUAUUGGCUCAGAUUGUUAUCGAUGGAUUGGAGACGGAGUCCGAAGAAGAAUUCCAUGUGACGUCUGUCUUUCAUUAUAGAAGAGAUGGCUCACUACACGUCACUUGCUCCGAAGAAAUAACAGGCCAAACACAAGAUGUCAUGAUUGGUCCACCAGGACAUGUCAGCAGCCAAUCAGAGCAUGUUUCUGAUGAGCUGAGAGAGGCAUGAGCCAAUUGAAAUGCUUCUUUGUUACGAGUUCCUUAAAUCUACUUUAAUUAUGACUUUAUGUAAGAUACUGUAAUUAAAGUUGUGGUACAUAAUUUAAGUAAACAACAAAAUUACGAACAAACGCCUUUGACGUAAAGUAUACAGCCAAAAUUUGUAACAAUAUUGAUGUUGUUAUUAACGCCCAUAUAUCCACAAGUUGUUUGAAAUACCUGUGAAAGUGCAGGCUCAAGUGGUUGUCACGGUCACUAAAAACGUAAAUGAAAGACAACAUCCACGUGUUCACACUGUUUUCAAAUAUCGGAUUCCAGAUUCGCAAGAUCAAAACUAAUUAAUUGACUUAAAUGAAUUAGAUUCCUAUCAACUUUUGAUAUGAUGAAAGGGGGUACAUCUCCAAACUUGACCAGCUUUUACUUUCAUAAUUCUUGGAUUUAUGUGGAAAUUUUUACACAAGAUGUCAACUUUCCCUGUGCAGUAUUGUGCCUGCCAGAAUUCUCAAAGAAUGUACAAGGUCACACUUGUCUAUACCUCUCCUUUUUAAGGGAACCCAGCCGUCGAUUUCACAAAACUCUUCCUAACUUAAGACUAAUCUUAGGACUAAGAGAGAUUCCCAACCCUGCA